ACUUCUUUCCAGUUCAGAAAUAAAAUUGUCAUAAAAUGGGUGGACCACGAUUAGAAAUUAUGAAGUUUGGCGUGUACGUCUUUUUCCCUGUUGGCAUCAUGCUUUACUUUGGUGGACCCGAAUUUUAUGAUAAUUAUGUCAAGGGGAUCAAAUUUUGGCCCGAUAUCAACACAACCUACAGACCUCCUACCACUUCUGAAGAGGUGAAGGAAGCUUUAGAGAAAAUGAAGUCUGACAGAGAGGAUCGUUGGAGAAAGGCGUUCCAAGAAAAGAAGAAUGCAAAGGCAGCAGAAGCAGCGGCAGCAGCAACUGAUAGCACUCGUACUGAAUAAAUUUGGGAGGAGGUUUAUUGAUAAUUAUGAUUUA
This is a messenger RNA of Mucor mucedo, 366 nucleotides long. RefSeq lists its product as uncharacterized. The record is from RefSeq and is a predicted model, not a curated record. The coding region runs from base 36 to 332 and encodes 98 amino acids. The transcript has 3 exons. Gene Ontology annotation, biological process: mitochondrial respiratory chain complex IV assembly. Lineage: Eukaryota; Fungi; Mucoromycota; Mucoromycetes; Mucorales; Mucoraceae. Gene Ontology annotation, cellular component: mitochondrion; mitochondrial inner membrane.